Molecule: messenger RNA, 961 nt
Organism: Chenopodium quinoa (quinoa)
Lineage: Eukaryota; Viridiplantae; Streptophyta; Magnoliopsida; Caryophyllales; Amaranthaceae
Exons: 5
Coding region: 219-773 (184 amino acids)
Source: RefSeq, a predicted model, not a curated record
AUCAUCAACAUCGUGAUCAGGAGCCUUUCUGCUAUUUCUGCUACUCUUGUUUGAGUUAUUAUAAGCUGCACUUCACUUCAUUUUUAACAACACUAUUUUUUCAGAGCAAGAAUCCCAAUGUAACGUUCACUUCAUUUUUUUUUCACCAUUCCAUUUUCUCUCUCCUCAAUUUCCUUCUUUCUUUCUCAAUUUCACUUUUUCUCUCUCCUCUCCCUUCAAUGGCAACGGCUUCCGGCGACCAGGAUUUUUGUCGAAUUUUGGUGCGGAGUGAUGAUGAACAAGGCAAUGCAAACACACAAUGUGGGUUGCAAUCAGAUAGUCAGACAUGUGUGGAUGCUUCAGUGAUAUGCCACAAACCUGUUGAUGAUAAGAAUUCAGACUCGUUUCCUUCUUGCUUAGUUACAGUUGAUAUCGAAAAGGGUGCUAACGAUGUUUCGAAAAUUGACCAAGAGACUUGUGGGAGUAUCAAAACUGAGAUUUCAUUGACUAAACCGCUAAGGAGACAGAACAGCAUACAGACAGGAGGAGAAUCCAUACCGCCUUUAAUGAACCACAUCCUCAUGUUGCUCAAGUUUAAUGCCAAAGACAGGCAACCAAUGGAGAAGGCACACGAUGCUACUCAUAACCGAUGGAGAAAGUAUAAACGUCCAGGUCUAUUUGAUUCACGACGUAUUGUCCUCCUGUUCUCCAUUCUGUCGAGUAUGGGGACAAUAGUCUUGAUUUUUCUAACACUCCGAGUUAGACAAGUCAGUGAAGGCUAUAUUCAUGGCUAAGCGACAGCAGAUUAUUUUUCUUUUAUUUUAAAUUAUCUUCUGUUCGUAGAUCUAUUUGGAGAUUAUUGCUCUAUUGCAUUUGUAUGAAUUGUAUCUACUCUUGCUUGGGCACUAUCUCAAAUUUUCCUGUGUACAUAUACCGAGUUUAGUGUUUACUGCAGAUCUGCAGUUUCCUUUCGUUAUCAUCA